Telopea speciosissima is the source of this 399-nucleotide messenger RNA. RefSeq lists its product as uncharacterized. The record is from RefSeq and is a predicted model, not a curated record. The coding region runs from base 1 to 399 and encodes 132 amino acids. Gene Ontology annotation, molecular function: nucleic acid binding. NCBI's taxonomy places the organism in Eukaryota, Viridiplantae, Streptophyta, Magnoliopsida, Proteales, Proteaceae. The transcript has a single exon.
AUGGCGGCUCUCCUCUUGGCUUUCAGUAUUUUCCUCGGCAUCAAGACUAAUUUUGUGGUUGAAUUUGGGGCGGUUAUGCACGGCUUGCUUAGGGCAAAAGAAAUGGGUGCAACGAAGUUAUGUAUUGAGUUUGACUCUAUAGCGGUGGUUGAGGCUUUCAGGUCAGGUGUGAUCCCGUGGUUUGUUAGACAGGUUUGGUUAGGGCUCCAUCCUUACCUUCUUGCUAUCAUUUGGAAGAUUUCUCACUAUUUUCGGGAGGCGAAUCUAGUGGCGGACUUGCUUGCAAAAACAGCUGCGAAAUCUGGUGUCUCUGAGCCUUCGUUUGGUGAGUUCCCCUCGGCAAUUAACUCAGCUCUGCUUGAUGAUGCCUUAGGCCGUCCUCGGUAUAGGUUUGAGUAG